Molecule: messenger RNA, 1973 nt
Organism: Arvicola amphibius (Eurasian water vole)
Lineage: Eukaryota; Metazoa; Chordata; Mammalia; Rodentia; Cricetidae
Gene: Galnt15
Product: polypeptide N-acetylgalactosaminyltransferase 15
Exons: 10
Coding region: 21-1952 (643 amino acids)
Cellular component (GO): Golgi apparatus
Source: RefSeq, a predicted model, not a curated record
CUGAUCAGGACCUGCUGCUCAUGGGCUGCGACAUGCUCCUGAGGAAGAGACCCAGGAACGGACGCUGCAGGCUUCAGCUCCUCCUGCUCUUGCUGACACUCGGAUGUGUCCUGAUGAUGGUGACCAUGCUGCAUCCUCCCCCGCCCACCCUGCACCAAGCUGUCACAGCCCAAGCCAGCAAACACAGUUCUGACACUGGCUAUCGCCUGGACUAUGGGGACUCCCAAGAAUGGGUUCUGGAGGCUGAAGACGAGAGCGAAGAGUAUAGCUUCUUGGACGGCCUUCUGCCCUUCAUCUCCCUGCAAGAGGAUCAAUUGCUGGUGGUUGUAGCCUCACCCAUGGCUAAGAGGAAUCAGAGCCAACACCCGAGACGGGGCAGCUACCAGUUCAUCAAACACCAGAGCAGGAGGCGGGAUGAGGAAGCCCCUGAGAGGGAUUGGAGGACUGAGGAGGAUGGGGAGGACUCAGAGGAGUCGCUGACCCCACUCAGCCUGGACACAGAUAGCCUCAACAAGACACUCAGUGACUACCUGCCCCCGAGGAGAGUCCUGCCUGAGGUGCGGCACCCCAUGUGUCUACAGCAGCACCCUGCAAGUGGCCUGCCUACAGCCAGCAUCAUUCUCUGCUUCCACGAUGAAGCCUGGCCCUUGCUCUUGAGAACAAUACACAGCAUCCUGGACACAGCACCCAAGGCCUUGCUGCAGGAGAUCAUCAUUGUAGAUGACCUCAGCCAGCAAGAACAACUGAAGUCUGCUCUCAGUGACUAUGUGGCCAGGCUGGAGGCUGUGAAGUUGCUCAGGAGCAACAAGAGGCUUGGCACUAUCGGAGCCCGGAUGCUGGGGGCCACCAUGGCCAUAGGGGACGUGCUGGUCUUCAUGGAUGCCCACUGUGAGUGCCACCCUGGAUGGCUGGAGCCUCUCCUCAACAGAAUAGCUGAUGACAGGAGCCGAGUGGUGUCUCCAGUCAUAGACGGGAUUGAUUGGAAGACGUUUCAGUACGCUGCAGCCAAGCAGCUGCAGCGAGGGGUGAUGGACUGGAAGCUGGAUUUCCGAUGGGAGCCCCUGGGGGAACAGGAGCAGAAGGCCCUCCCAUCCCCCAUCAGCCCUAUCAGGAGCCCUGUGGUAUCCGGAGAGGUGGUGGCCGUGGACAGACACUACUUCCAAAACUCUGGAGCUUAUGAUCCUCUCAUGUCACCUCAAGGUGGGGAAAAUCUUGAGAUAUCCUUCAAGGCCUGGCUUUGUGGUGGCUCUGUUGAAAUCCUUCCGUGCUCUCGAGUGGGACACAUCUAUCAAAGCAAAGAUGUCAGCUCCAGGACUGACCCUGAGGUCAUCUUGAGGAACAAGGUCCGCAUUGCUGAGACCUGGCUGGGGUCCUUCAAAGAAACCUUCUACAGGCACAUCCCAGAGGCCCUUUCCCUGAGCAAGGUUGCAAAGCCAGACUGCACGGAACGCCAGAAGCUGCAAAGGAGGUUGGGUUGUCGGACAUUCCACUGGUUUCUGGCCAAUGUCUACCCUGAGCUGUAUCCAUCUGAGCACAGACCCAGGUUCUCUGGAAAGCUCCACAACACUGGACUCGGCUUCUGUGCAGACUGCCAAGCAGAAGGGGGCAUCCCAGGCUGCCCUAUGACAUUAGCCCCUUGCAGUAACAACCGGCAACAACAGAACCUGGAGCAUACGAGCAGGAAGGAGAUUCUCUUCGGCAGCCCACAGCAGCUGUGCUUUGAUGUCAAACAAGAACAGGUGAUUCUGCAGAACUGCGUGGAGGAAGGCCCUGCCAUUCAUCAACAGCACUGGGACUUUCAGGAGGAUGGAAUGAUCAUUCACAUCCUUUCUGGGAAAUGCAUGGAAGCUGGAGCUCAAGGAGACAGUAAGGAUCUGUACUUGAGUCAGUGUGAUGGCAAAAGCAGCCAGCUGUGGCGAUUCGACCAGGUCCACCCUGUGGAUGAACGAUGAGUAACAGUGAAGGAGAGCAAA